Molecule: messenger RNA, 3735 nt
Organism: Antechinus flavipes (yellow-footed antechinus)
Lineage: Eukaryota; Metazoa; Chordata; Mammalia; Dasyuromorphia; Dasyuridae
Gene: MICALL2
Product: MICAL like 2
Exons: 17
Coding region: 451-3381 (976 amino acids)
Molecular function (GO): protein binding
Source: RefSeq, a predicted model, not a curated record
GGGAGCUGGGGGCGGGCGGGGGAGGAGCCCCGCAGCUGCCGGAGCCUGAGACUCUGCCCGGGACUUUCAACGCUCUCGGACGUGUCCGGUCCCCCUCUCUCCAACCAUUGUAGCCGCUAAGAAGACGGAACCUGGCUUUUCUCUCGGGGAUCGGGAUCUUCUUGUGCCCAGCUUGCUUGGAUCCCCGGGGUCGUUGCCCCCUCCUCCAGGGAGGCCCCCGGGGUCACUCUGCGUGGACUAAGGACCUGGAAACUGAUAAACCUUCGAGCUGAGCUUUCCAGCGAGGCGAACCAGAGCCGGAAUUUCCCCGGAAUUCCCUGCGCUGCCUGGAGGUGCUCUGGCUUUCCAGGUCUGCGCCCAGGAAGCGGGGUGCCUGAGAGGGACUUCCCCAGCCUCGGCGCUUUGGGGAGCUUCACCACGUCCCCGCGCCGUUCCCAUUCCUGACUCAGGAUGGCGGCCAUCAAGGCCCUGCAGCAGUGGUGCCGGCAGCAGUGUGAGGGCUACCCCGAGGUCAGCAUCACCAACAUGACCACCUCCUUCAGGGACGGCUUGGCCUUCUGCGCCAUCCUGCACCGCCACAGACCGGACCUCAUAGACUUUAGCAAGCUCAGAAAAGAAAAUAUUUAUGAAAACAAUAAGCUGGCAUUCCAAGUGGCGGAGGAGCAGCUGGGGAUACCAGCUCUGUUGGAUGCAGAAGAUAUGGUGGCUCUCAAGGUGCCCGAUCGAUUGAGCAUCCUGACUUAUGUCUCCCAGUAUUACAAUUAUUUUCAUGGCCGGUCACCCAUUGGGGGCAUGGCUGGAGUGAAGAGGCCUCCUACAGACUCGAUUGAGGAACCUGUAGGGAAGAAAGUCAUUUCACAGCCUGUCAAGCCUGCUUCCUCAGCCCCUGUGCAGCCACUCUCUCCAGUCCGGACAAACCCCAUCGUCCAAGGGAAGAGCACAGCGACGGAAUUCCUGCCAGCAAAACCUGGCCGGGUCUCCACCACAGGCAGCGAAAGCCCCCGGAGUUCGAGGAGCAGUAUCUGUGCUAUAUGCAAGAAACAUGUGCAUCUGGUACAGAGACAUUUAGUGGAUGGGAAGCUCUAUCACAGGAAUUGCUUCAGAUGCAAGCAAUGUUCCAACACACUCCACUCAGGUACCUACAAGUCCACAGGGGAACCUGGUGUCUUUGUCUGCACAAACCACCAGACCAAAGCUUUUAUCCCAUUCUCAAAGUCUCCUAGCACAGAUCGAAAGCAGCCAGCAGCUGGGUAUCCAAGCCGGACCAAUCCUGUUCCAAUGGACACUACAUCUCCUGGGGUGUCUUGGAGAGCCCGGGAACCAGACAGACCAGUGAAUGCUGGGCAGAAAGUCAGCCAGCCAGUCAGAGAACCCGUGGGAAAUUCCAUUCCCAAGGGUUUUGUCCAGUCUUCUGGGAGCCCAUCUUCCGUGGGCAAUAGUGUCGUGAACUCCCUCAGCCCCAUCAACCCGGCCCUCCACAAGUCAACUUCCAGCACAAAUACCCCGUCAAACUCUUUCCUCAACCCAUUUACCCAGAACUCUUCUGCAGCAGGAGGCAAGCCGAGUGCUGUUACCAAUAACUCCCCUACAGGAUGGUCAUCUGCUCAAAGAAAGUCAGACUCACCUACUACCCCCUCCCUGACCAAAUUAGAUUAUCACUCAACUUCUCCUCAGGGCAAAUCAAGUUUUAGUGCAACUUCUCAGAGCCUACACACUUCUCCUCUGAGCAAAGCAGACUCUCCAGCAGGAACCCAGAGCAUCACUUCUCAGAUCAAACCAGACUUUCGUGCAGGUUCUCAAAUCCAAUCAAACUCACACACGGCUGCUUCCCAGCACAAAGCAGACUCAAGCCCCAGUAGCUGGACUUCCUCUGCAUCCAAAACCCAGCAAGCUCGGCAAAAGUUCUUCCAGUCUUCGGAGCCCUCAGCUGGCAAAGCCCCGACCCCCAAGGAGUAUGGUUUGACUUUUACUUCCUCCCAGGCAGCUGGGAAAACUCCCUUGGGAGUCACAGCUGCUCCUUCUCAGUAUGCAAAGGACAAGGCUCGCAUCUUCCUUGUGAAGAACCUUAUGCUGGGACAAGAUUCUGCCUCAAAUGGUCAGGAAGGUACCACUGCCCAAGGUCCUAGGAGGUCUCCGACCCCCUCCCGCGCUCUGACACCAGAUCCUAAAGCUGAAGGGCCAAGAGGGACCCCUAAGACAAAGCUGGAGUCUGCGUCUCCCCGGCCUGGCAGAGUGACAGAACUCUCACCCCAGAGCAAGGUUUCUGCACCAGCAUCACCCCAAAGAACAAAGAAGAGCCCCACCUUUUCUCGUCCUGGCAACGAGCUCAUAAACGCCAGACAGAAGCCAGACACCUCGAUGGUAAACGGUCAGGGUCCCAGCUCUACUGAAGACGCGCUAGAUGGUCCUGCAGGUUGGCGAUCCAAGCUAAAGCCCGUGUCGGUAGACAAGGUUCCAGAGCUAAAGGAAAAAGCAGCUCCAAUAGAUAUCAAGGGACCGGCUAUUCUCAAGAAGCCUUUGGAAAAUUCCUCAGCAGGUACACGGAGCAUCGGGAGCCCAGCCUUGAAGGACAGAAGCCCCGCUUCAGCCCCCACCUUUCCCAAGAGUAGCCAGGGCCCACUCCCUGGUCCUGUGGCUUCAACUGCUUUACCAGAAGGCCGGAAGAAACUCUUGAUACCCCCUAACCUGGAUGUUUCUGAUAGUUGGAUGAAGCCUGAGAAGAAGUGGGAAGAAUCCAUCCCUCCAGAGAAGCCCAGUCGACUCAACAAGACAGAAAAGCCCUGCAAUACAACAAGCUUCCCCAUCUCACUGAACAAGGAGGUGAAAUCUCCAGUUAAGCUCCACCCUGACUAUAUGUCAGAAGAAGAGAUCCAGAAGAAGAUUCAGGACAUUGAGAAAGAGCUGGACUCUUUAGAACUGAAAGGAGUAGACUUAGAGAGAAAGCUUCGGGAAGCUGAGGGAGAUGACUCUGAAGAUGCCCUCAUGGUAGAAUGGUUCAAACUCAUUCAUGAGAAACAGCUGCUGAUGAGGCAGGAGUCAGAACUGAUGUACAAGGCCAAGGAGCAGCGUCUGGAGGAGAUGCAGCUUGAUAUUGCUGAUGAACUUCGCCGCUUGAUGGAAAAACCAGAGGCGCUGAAGACACCGAGGGAAAAGAAAAGGGAGCAAGAGCUUUUGGAACAGUAUGUAAACACCGUGAACGAUCGCAGUGACAUUGUGGAUUGUCUGGAUGAGGAUCGGAUCAGGGAACAGGAGGAGGACCAGGUGAUUCAGGACAUGAUCCAGAAACUAGACCUCCAGAAGGAUGGAGCAGAGAAGAAGAAACCCAAGGGUCGUUUAUCCAAGAUUUGGAAGCCGAAAAAUAAGAGCAAAACAUCAGCAUGAUGGCUCCCAGUCUCCAGGGACCUAGCCAAAGCAUGUGGGGUGAUUGUGUCUAUGUCACCCAAUUCUGUCCAUCCUGGCAGGCUCACCCACUACCUAGGAUGGAAAAGUUGAAGGGAAUGUGGAAUCCAGGACUUGUCAGAGGAUGACAAGCUCAUCAUCUCCCACAGUGGGAAAGAAGGGACUGACAUAUGGCUCCAAAUGCUGACUCCUUAGCAAGGGGAGCUCUGUGAUCAAGUUACUCUGCAGAGGCAGAGACCUCCUGAUCUUCUGGGCGAAAGAAGGCCAAACUCUCUUACCUUUAAGUGAGGUCUUCUUCGACAUCAUCAUAAUAAAAAUAAAUUGACCUCAAAUCCA